CCUAUUGAAGAGCCAGCCAUUGCCACGGGUGAAAGUUGUUCAAAAGUCGUGUAACCCAGAGAACAAACACGGUUGAUGGUAUCGCGGUUGAUCCCAGGAGUUCUUGUGCCAUACGUAUCGAUCGGACGGGAACGGCAUCGGUUCGAGAAAAAGAUUGGAGAGGCAUCGCAUCGUAUCUGAUCGCAUUGCGGUAUUCUUGCGCAUUGCGGGAAGGUGACAUGGCGAUCCAACUGCAGAAGCAGCAGCAGCAGCAGCAGCAGCAACAGCAACAACAACAUCAUCAACAACAACAACAACAACAACAACAUCAUCAUCAACAACAGCUCCGACCGCAACGAACCAAGAAGAGCACACGGAGACGAAAGCGUUCGAAUGCUUGCAUCCUGGCGUUGAUUUUGGUCGUUGGAUCCUUUCAGGUGGUGCAUGUCUUCGUGCACAUCGCCUUUUUGGCAAAGCCGAAGGACACAACGAAAAUCCAAAACCAUCACGAAGGCACGGCCUACAGCACGCGACAAGCUCUCUUUAGGACAGAGACAAACGAAACCGAAAACCCACACGGUGGCCAUCACCGGGUGUGGAAACAGGAACCAUCGAACGAGGAACGGGUCCACGACGGAUCCAACAACAAGAACGGCGGCAAAAACAACAACGAGACUAUGUCAUCCCUGGUGACCCACAGCUACGGGACGACCGAUGUAGACGAGUUCCGGAAACUGCACCGCGAGCACUUGCGCAGGAUAGAGAACACCAGGCGCAAAAUUGAAAACACAAACACAAACGCAAACGCAAACACAACCACGCUCGCCUUUUGCCMAUCGAAGCGCUUUGGCUUUAUCGCCGGCUACCGGAACCAGAUCAUGGCUCUGACCGUGUUGGUCCUCCAGGCCAACCACGAGGGCCACGGGAACCUCCUCCUGGACAGCCUCUGGCACAAGGACACCUACGGGACGGAAAUCUUCGAUCCCUUUGACUUUUACUUCGACGUGGAGGCCUGGAACCGGCACGCUUGCGGUGGCGACAGCCGCGACAACGCCUACCGGCGCUGCCUACCCCGGUUGAUCCUCUACGAUCCGGUCGAGCACGACCAGUGGGAUCCCACCACCGCCAACUACCUGCCCUCGGUUCGAAACGGCAAGCCCGGGGACGCUACGAGGCCAUACGGGUACACGAAAGGAUCGACCCGGCUGGCGGCGCGCUACAUGCUCUAUGCAAGGGGAAACGGGAAAUUUGUGCCGCCAAACCAAGCCACGGGCACGAACAGGGACGCCACCCCGCCGAGAAACCCGGCCGAGAUUCUCAUGCUGGAGGGGGCCCUGCGGCCCCACCCGGCCCUCCAGGCCGUCGUGGAUCGGUCCAGGAGACAGCUGGAGGUAGCCGCGCUGGCGAGCAGCAGCGGUGGACAAAACUCAAGGUACAUGACGCUCCACGCCCGGGUCGAACCGGACAUGCAGAAACACCCCGUGUGCAUCGAGAAAAAGGUCCUGUCCUUGCGGGACAUCGUGGCCAUGGUCGAAUCGAAGUGGAGGGUGCCACCGGUGGGAGUGGUCUUUCUCCCCAUCAACCGAGAGUACCUGGAAAAGGAGGGAACGCCCCCGGGGAGCGGUUCCGGCGAGCCCACCAACCAAAUCGCUGUCGACAACCUGCGGGAGCUCAACCGCCUCACCAACCACCCGAGCUACGACAGGGGUGCCAACGAAACCGCUACCACCGGGAUGUGGGGCGGACGGGUCCCGGUGGUCGAGUUUGGAUCGGCGGCCCUGGAGGGAACCGUCUACGAGCACCGGCCGUCUACCUCGGGGGCGAUCCUCAACUACUUUCUCGGCCUCGGAGCGGACCUCUUUGUCGGGACGGAGGUCUCGAGCUUUUCGCACGACCUCCUGGCGGCGCGGUUCUACCGCAGGGCCGCGGCGUCGGCCGCGGGCGUGGGCAGCAACGGCGGAACCUUCGACUACAGAUAUCUCCCGGGGGUCGGCCUGCGGGAAUGGAUCGCGGAUGAUGCGGUGGCCCCACCCGGCUUUUCGUGCUAAACGAAGCGAAACGACCAACACCGCAAAGCGGAACGGAACGCAGAGGAAAAGGAACCCUCUGCUUUUUGGCCAAUCUUGCCGUUGUGUGAGUCGAUCGGACUCGGCAAACCUAUGAGAAUUUGGGCAGUAUCCAUAAACUACUUGAAUGAGAAUGGGAUCAAUGAAUGAAUGAAUGGAUACUGGUUGAUCGGACAAUCGCAAAUGGUGAACAGUAGUGUCCAUUGAUCCUGCCAGCUACUUGUCAGAGGUAGAGCAUUUCUUUCGGUUCAUAACUAAUUCAUAAAUAAUAAAUGCCACA
Messenger RNA from Pseudo-nitzschia multistriata, 2325 nucleotides. The record is from the annotation of a GenBank genome assembly. NCBI's taxonomy places the organism in Eukaryota, Bacillariophyta, Bacillariophyceae, Bacillariales, Bacillariaceae.